This is a messenger RNA of Juglans regia (Persian walnut), 3099 nucleotides long. RefSeq names its product apoptotic chromatin condensation inducer in the nucleus-like. NCBI's taxonomy places the organism in Eukaryota, Viridiplantae, Streptophyta, Magnoliopsida, Fagales, Juglandaceae. The transcript has 5 exons. The coding region runs from base 427 to 2628 and encodes 733 amino acids. The record is from RefSeq and is a predicted model, not a curated record. Gene Ontology annotation, molecular function: nucleic acid binding.
UAACUAACCCGGACCUUCGAAGCGAGCGUUAGAAACUUAGAAAGGGAUUAAAAACCCUAGACAACUCCAAAAGAAAAUCCCUAGACCAAAACUUGUGUAUUUUUGUUUUUAAUCGCUUCAACAAUUAGAUAUUGUUUUCUGUUCAUUUCGUUUCGGCGUUUUCUCUGUUUCAGAUAUAUCUAUCUGUGUUUUUGUUGUCGUUUUUUUUUUUCAGGAAAAAGAAACGAAAUGAUUGGAAGCUGAGUUUACAGAGAUUAAACGUGUGUUCGUUUUUUUUUGUGGGUUUGCGUGUUCUUACUCUAAUGUGUGGGUUUUGUGUUGUGAAAUUAGGGUUUCACAUAUCAUCUCCUUUUCUUACGGAAGUUUAGGCUUUUGAGUGUUUCCUCGCCGCGAAUCCGACUAUUCCUGUGACUCUUAGUUGAAAAGAUGUCGUCACAGUAUCCCAUUCUUGGCAAUCGGCCAAUUGAUCAGUGGAAGGUUACAGAGCUAAAAGAGGAACUUAAGAGAAGGAAAUUGACAAUCAAGGGGUUGAAGGAUGAUUUGAUCAGACGAUUGGAUGAAGCUAUCCGCAUUGAAAUGGAAAGUGCUGGAAAUGAUGUGGAUAAUGGUCUUAAUAGUGGACCCGAACCUUUAGUUGGUGCAAAAGAUUCAGAGUCGGUGCCUGCAGAAACAGCUAAAUACCUUGCUGAUCAUGGUGGCAAAAAGAACAAGGAGCCAGAUAAGGUUGUGGUUCAAGUUGACAUUAAUGACAGUGUGGCAGCCUUGGAUCAAGAAAAAGUCGAGGAAGCUGGCUUCAGUGGUACUGAUUCUGGCAGGGUGGAAGAGAAGCUGGUUGUUCAUACAACUGCCAUUGAAACCAGCGCUAAAGUAUCCGAGAUUGUGGUAUCUGAGGUAGCAUUGAGUGGGCAGGAUUUGGAGAAAUUUGAAACUGGAAAGGAGAGUAGAAACUCAAAGACUCAACUGGAUAAUGAGUAUUCAACACCCCAGCUUGGGAAUGAGGGUUCAACGCCCCAGCUUGGGAAUGAGGGUUCAACGCCCCUGCAUGGGAUUGAGAGUUUAAAGACUCCUGAGAGUGUCAAGCUCGACUAUUUUACCCCGGACAACCAGGUAUCUGAGGGUUUAAUGCCCCUGCAUGGGAUUGAGAGUUUAAAGACUCCUGAGAGUGUCAAGCUCGUCUUUUCUACCCCGGACAACCAGGUAUCUGAGGUCAGCCCUACUUUUGGGUCUCAAGUAAAAUCUGAUUCUAUUUCUACUGAUUCUGUGUCAAUUAAUGAAAAGAAUGAACUAAAGGAUAAUGUAAUUACUGAUCAUGUCAAAUUAGAACUAGAUGUUGUUAAGCCUGAGAUGGUGGAACCAUCAUUCAGCAAUGUUGUCCCAGUUGGUGGUGAAUCGCAUCCGAUGGAUGUUGAAGAGCCACUUGAGAACAAGGCAUCUGAUGCAGAGAAAGAUGACAACAAUGCUGCAGAUGCAGACAUAAGCAAGAAAAUUGACGGUACGGAUGUAGGGUACUCAGAAAAAUUGAAUUUAGACCGAAGUUCUGGUGAUGAUUCCAUGGAAGAGGAUGUGCUGGAGGGUAAGCAAAUUGAUUGGAAGUAUAAUUCUGAAGAAGUCGACAAAAGUGGAGUACCUAUUGUGAAGGAGGAAAGUCAUGCUGCUGUUCUUGGGGAUGCUUUAUCUGGUGAGAAAAGGGAUGUCCAAGUUGAGAUUGAGAGUCAUCAAGCUGCAACUGUUGAGAAAAGAAAACUUGAUGAUCAAGCAGUAGCAAAUAAUGAGCCAAUCAAGAGGCAACGUAGGUGGAACUCUGAAGGCCUCAAAGUUCCAGAGCCUCAGAGUACAAAUUCUACGCCUAACACUACUCCUAAGGAUGCUUUCCAGACAACUCCCAAGGACACUUUCCAGACUACUCCCAAGGACAAUUUCCAGUCGACUGGUUUGAAACGUAAUUUCUCUAGAUCAGACUCUACAAAUAGUGAUAAUACACCCAAGGAACGUGUUGUUCCACCAUCACAAAAAGCUCCAUCUAAUUCACUUAGAAUUGAUCGAUUUCUGCGUCCCUUUACCUUGAAAGCAGUGCAAGAACUUCUGGGCAAAACUGGGACUGUUACUAGUUUCUGGAUGGACCACAUCAAGACCCAUUGUUAUGUUACUUACUCAUCAGUAGAAGAAGCCAUAGAGACAAGGAAUGCUGUGUAUAACCUGCAAUGGCCGCCAAAUGGUGGGCGUCUCUUAGUGGCCGAGUUUGUCGAUACUCAGGAAGUGAAAAUGCGGUCGGAGGCUCCUCAAGCUCCAGCUGUUCCUGCAAGUUCUGGUCCUUCUGUUCCUCUAGCCCCUCCCACCUCUCAGCAGCAGCCGCAGCCGCAGCCGUCGCCCCGUCAGCAUAAUAGGCAGCAGCUUCCACCCCCACCUCCUCUCCCACCACCACCACCUUUGUCGAACUCACCGCAGUCACGAGAGCGGGUUCAUCUUCCACCCCCACCUCCGCUUCCAGAGAAAAUUGAUCCUCCUAUUGUCACUCUGGAUGAUCUCUUUCGGAAAACCAAAUCAACGCCUCGGAUCUACUAUUUACCAUUGUCAGAAGAACAAGUUGCAGGAAAACUUGCAUCCCAGGGCAAAAACACCAAGCAGUAGGGGAUCAGGCUAUCUAACUUAUUGCUAGCUGCUCAAUGGAUUUUCUUAUGGGUUGGUCGGUGUGUUAGAUAAUGAUGGUAAGAAAGUAUCAUGUGAUUGCAUCUUUGCAGGUCUGCAGGUGUUGCUUGUCGGAAGGAAAUGUACCGGGCAAGCAGAAGCAUCCAGUUGGUAGAUGGGUUUGGGUUUUUGCGAGAGGAGUGCUUUGAUUUGAGGUUAAGUUAUAUCUAGUUUAGAAUAUCCUUCAAGUUAAGAGCUCUCUUUGAGUGGACAGAUUUACCUUCUAGAGCAUCUCGUUUUCCUGUUGAACUGGAGUUUCUAUUUUGUGAACUUUGAGUUGCUAGAGAGUCUAAUUUCCAUUAUGUACCCCCCUUUAAAAUAUACAGAUGCCGUUUGAAGUUGAGGGAUCUCUAUGUUGAUGGGGUGUCCCAGAUUCUUCGGGCUUUCAAUCCGCUAUUAUUAUUAUUAUUAUUA